This is a messenger RNA of Owenia fusiformis, 1780 nucleotides long. The record is from the annotation of a GenBank genome assembly. NCBI's taxonomy places the organism in Eukaryota, Metazoa, Annelida, Polychaeta, Sabellida, Oweniidae.
UGUACUGUGUGGCAGUAUUGCGACGGUAAGUACUAGGUGAGACUCUUCAACUGAUUGGCUGAACUUUGAAAGAAAAUAAGGACGGACUAUGGAUAGCUAAUAGCGCCGGAAGAGUGAAUCGCCCCUAGCUAGACCAAGAACAUGGCAUUAAAGGGGUUUGAUUUUGUGGCUUUUAUUAAAAAAAAUAAUGAUCGCCAAAAGGUGUGAAUCGAACCACAGAAUGUUUGAAAUGACAAUACGCUAUGAUGGAUAAUUUACAUUUUUACCGUCUAGACUCUUUAGCGAAGCUAGGUGUUUUUGCGUCAGGCUAAAAGCAUGGAUAUAACACGAUGAUAUUAUCACCAUGAUUCAGUCGAAUCAAGAUACUAUACUACCGGAGUACCGAGAACUUUUAGCUCUAAAGAAACAUGAUUAAAUAUUGAGGUAACUUUUAGUGAUAUAAUACGGAGUAUAGAAUGAUACACAGAACUCUAAGGAUCAAUUUCUACAGGACAAUGACGGGGAAGCUAUCAAAGGAGACUGUAUUUGCAUUGUUGACACUAAUCCUAGUGUUAUGCCCGAGACAGGGAGAGACCGCACAAUGCGAGGCAAUUGAGAUUAAAUUAUGUCGGGCAAUGCCGUAUAACAUGACACGGAUGCCUAACCUUCUCCACCAUAGCACACAAGAAAACGCGAUCUUAGCGUUCGAACAAUUUGAGCAGCUUAUCAAUACGUCAUGCUCUCAAGACGUCCUUUUGUUUUUCUUAUGUUCCAUGUACGCGCCGAUAUGUACCAUAGACUUUCAACAGGACCCCAUCCCGCCAUGUAAGGGGGUCUGUGAGGAAGCCAAGAGGGGGUGUCUUCCCAUCAUGCUCAAGUACAACGUCUCGUGGCCCGAGGCACUGGAGUGUGAACAGCUCCCUCUAUACGAUAAAGGCGUCUGUAUCUCCCCAGAGGCAAUCGUAACGUCCCCACCUAAAGGCAAACCCGAAAAGCCAGAAGUCAAAAAAGAGUGUAAAUGUCCAAAACAACCUAAAUUAAGAAAAAAAUUAUAUUCACAGAAAAAAUUCACUUAUGUUAUAAAAGCAUCAGUUGAAAACUCACAAGUCUCCGCUACGGCGUCUCGGCGUCACGUCAUCACACAAGUGAAAGUGAAAGAGGUUCUAAAACAUAGCAGUGCAAUCCCCAUCAAAGUGGACAAUUUCGUUGAGCUUUGGACCAACGACACGUGCGUUUGCCCGAAGUUGGCUGAUAAUAAAGAUUAUCUAAUCAUGGGGCACGAGGAUCAGCUAAUCUCUAAGCUAUUAUUUAAUGCGGGGAGUGUAGCUGUACCGUAUAAAGAGAAAUGGAAGAAACGUGUCAAGAAAUGGGACAGUCGUGGAAGAGGUGGUAAAGGCAGGAAACGGGACAGGAAGAACAAAGAGAAUCGCAGUAGGGGAGAGAAAGAUAGUAAGGGAGGCAAAAGCAAAAAUAAGGGAGGCAAAAAGGAAAAUAGACGCAAAAAUAAAAAUGGUAGAAGGAGAAAGAAGGGUGAUAGAGAGAGAAAAACAACAACUAGUGCAAAUGGGGCAAGAUGAUGGAUUAAAUACACAAUUUAUAGCCCACCCUUCACUGCAGAGCCACACAAUGUAGAUAUAUAUGAGAAUGAUAGGCUUGGCCUACAGAGUGGGCCGCACAUAGCCUGUCCAAUCAUAAGCCGCACAAUACUACGCCAGCACAAUCACAAAACAGGAUGAUGUGUCCUACUCAGUCACAGCAAUAAUACGUGGCUAGAUGGUGUUUGUAAUAUAACUGUAAAUAA